Molecule: messenger RNA, 5243 nt
Organism: Coregonus sp. 'balchen'
Lineage: Eukaryota; Metazoa; Chordata; Actinopteri; Salmoniformes; Salmonidae
Source: the annotation of a GenBank genome assembly
UACAAAGGGGAUUAAAGUGUGUACUGUGUGCUUGCUGCAGGGGUAAUAGGGACGGAACAAACAGAAGACGGCACGUUAAAACGCUGGAAUGAUUGCAUUGUUUGUGUAACUUCUACUAAUGUAACGGGUGCGUAUUUCCACGGAAUAUUAUAGUUUUUUUUAGCACAUUAUUUGUUUGCUUCAUGUUGCCUAGGCAGAGGGGAUAUGAAAGGAAGGGUUGUUUGGAGCAGUGGAACAAAAGAGUGUUCUUUCGCUCGGUGUUGACCAUUGUCAGGGCGCUUGAAUCAGUUAUCAGAGGCCCUAUAUUUGUAAUUUCUUGUGGCGGGUUUCUUGAUUUAAAUUGGUGUUCAAACUUGGUCACAUUUAGUUUUAAGCAGAUGUCGACAAAACCUUUGUAUUUUGUUAUUAUUGAUUAACAAUACGAAUGUGGGAUAAUCAACAACUUGCGUAAUGAUUAGUUGUUACAAUACACAUUCUUUGUAUGAAAUAGAUUCUGUUGACAAAUAGUUUUGUAGGCCUAGAUGUAGAAUUAAGCGGGGAGGAAAGUAAACAAACAAUUUCGAAAGUGGUCCAGAUAUUCUGCUGGAAUCAUUCUCCGCUGCGUAAAAUUUUCCCAGAUUCAUCAACGACAUGAUUGGUCAUUCACUUUUUAACUAUUUUAUUUUUGUAUAUAUCAGUACCGACUCCUGCAUGAUGUCAGUCAACAUUUGACAUAUAAAUAUCUAAUUUUAUUUACUCGCAUUCGAAUAUUAUUAUUCCCUGUAGGUAAGGGAGACGCUGAGGGGCUGAAUGCGCAACCAGGUGCAGGCUCGCUUCCAGUCAUGACCUCGGGGAAUGGGAACAAUGCGCCAACGGUUACCGGCAGCACCCCGCAUAAUGGCGAGAGCAAACCGCCCCAGGCAAUAGUGAAACCCCAGAUCCUCACCCACGUCAUUGAGGGAUUUGUGAUCCAGGAGGGAGCCGAGCCUUUCCCUGUAAGUAGUAGGAUAAUGAAGAAGCUUUCCAUCCACUGGGCACAUGGCUGUUCAGAAACACACAACACAUUUGUGAGGUGGGCCAGUUAGCCCUGUCCAUGAGACGGAGUACACUUCCCUCUAGUGGACAAAAUUAGACUAAAACCUCCAUUCUGCACUGUUCAACAUUUUACUAUGGGUGUAAGCAGCAUGUGUGAAGUGUCUGUCCUUUCAGGUGGAACGUCCGUUGUCGUUGCUGAUCGAGAACCUGAAGAAACACAAACAGCAAACACAUUCUGACUCAGAGAAGACUACCUCCUUCAAUAACGCCACAGACUCUGAGAUGGAGGACUUAUCACACCAAGGUAAAGGGCCAGCCAGGAGGACAUAGGACUGCACAAUGAAUCGAAUUCACAUCAAAAUUGCAAUACUGACGUGCCAUAUCCCAUAUUGCAAGAUAUCCAUAUCGCAUGCAAUAUUUUGAAAUGCUACUCAGCCGCGUGUAAAGUCAGUUUUUAUAGUUUACUCCGUUUGUCGUCUCUCUCCCUCUCAUCUUGCGGCUGCUUCCCACACAUACCAAGCCCUGCCCACUGUCACGCAAGCAGCGCAGUUCCUCCUCCUCGCUGUUAGAGUCACUAUAAGUUUGCAUGAUGUUCUUAUAGGUCAAAUGCAGUCAGCAGAUUGUACCAAACAAGAAUGAUGCUACUUUCCACUUUAUGUUUUAAUAUAAAUGUCUAUUUCUAUGAUUCCAGUUCACCCAAGUAUUUUGAUCUAUAUCGCAAGUCAAGUUUUUUUGCCCAUAUCGUGCAGCCCAAGGAGGACAUCUUGCUUGGCCCACUCUAUAAACCCAGAAGUUUCUCAUUGUGUCAUUGGCUACCUGGCUUCAGAAUCCCACCUCUGCUGGAAUUUCAUUGGCUCAUUGUUUCACAAUUGUUUGCACAAAUUGGCACUUGGAUAUGUAGCCAUGCCACUCACUCACUGCCUGUCAUGCCAACUGGGAUUCAGUGUUAAUACCCACCUUAUUUUUUACCACUGCAUCCCUGGUUCCCAUUUGUUGAUGUGUUGCUGGGCAGAGCUGAAGCAGCAGGAGGAGCCCACCCUGACGUGUGAGCUGUGUGGCAGAGUGGACUUUGCCUACAACUUCAAGAGAUCCAAGAGGUUCUGCUCCACAGUGUGUGCCAAACGGUAAGGCCUGGGUAGAGAAGAUGCUGGGACUGAGAUCUGGGGUGUAUUCAUUAGGAACCAAAUGGAACGCACGGAAUGUAACAGGGAGGGACUAUUUGAACUUGUCCAAUUUUCUUUUCCCAUUGUAAAAGGUUUUGCUAAGGUGUGGUCUAAUGCAGUGGUUGCCAAACUGUGGGGCGCGGCCCCUAGUCCGGCUUUAAACUUGAAAGUUGUAAUAUUAGAAUGCACAAGGUGCAAUUUUGAAAUUGGGUUGUGCAUCAUCAGUUCCUCUUCAUGUUAGUCAUUGCAUACCUUAGAGCUAUUUAGAACUUGUCUAGAUCAGCUAGCCCAUGUCGGCUAACGUUUUCUUUUUUGCCCAUAGAUAUUGCAAAUUUUUUUGUCAACCAAAUACAGUAUCACAUGAAUACACAUCAGACAUGGCAAAAUGUAUAGAAUUGCAAGAACAUUUGCUGUAAAACUGCAAAAUGUUAUUUGCACCCCAUGACAAAAUGUGUAGAAUUGCAGGAAAUGAGCUUCAAACCUGCAAAGUUCUCUCCACCAACAAGAGGGAUGUGAACAGUUUGUGUCAUGAACAGUGCUUGUGCCCAUAGAAAUAGACGUGGUGCGUGCAGGGGUGACGCGGGAUGUUCCCCAAUGCUGGAAGGGGGGCCCAGAGUGAAAAAGUUUCAAAAUGACAUGUUUGUCAGCAGUUGUUGCUGUAGUAUCUGCAGCAGUAGUACACAUGUACGUGCAGAAAUAACAAAUGAAUAGCUUGUUCUUUACUUUAGCCUAUAAUUUGUUUCUCCGAUUUGUUUUGAGUAGAUCCACAAUUAAACGGCUUGCUCAGCUUCUGACAUACUUGAUUACCCAAGUUACUUGUUGAUACAUUGUCCACCCCCCCCCCACCUCAUUUCAUUUUUGUGCAGGUAUAAUGUGGGGUGUACAAAGCGAAUGGGCCUCUUUCCAAAUCGACAAACCACCAUGGAGAAACUGAAGAAGCAAAGAAUGUUGGAUGGAAACCAACAGAAGUCAAGUUCAGAAACCAAAAAACAGGUGAAACGGCACUGUUCAAAAUAGAGAAUAAAUACGUUAUUUGACUUUAAAAACGUAUUUCCGUUGAGGCCCUCUUUCUGGCUAGAAUGGCAAGGCAGGUUGAAGCAAACCUGUCCCAUAUGAUAACUUAAAAGCUAAACCCUUCCUGUGUUUUCAGACUCCCACCACUGGCCAACAAACUGGCGGUGGGUCGUUGACGUCCAGCCACCCCUCUCACGGGGAGUCCAGCCAGUGUUCGGACAUGUCCAGCUACGAUGGUCCCCCUUCGCCCCCCCUGUCUGCUGCCAGCUUCGGUGCUUCCAGGCCCCAGGUGGGCGGAGGGCCUGAGCACAUGGAGGGCUAUGGACAAAAGCUGCCCCUCCUCUCCCAGCACUUCCUGCCCAGCAACCCAGCCAAGUGGAACGUGGAGGACGUCUACGAGUUCAUCUGCUCCCUGCCAGGUUGGCACUGCCACAUUUGCCACAUACCCCAACAGAUGCUUAAUAUCAGCCAAAAUGGUGGAGUAGCAGUCCCAUACAGCAGUGGUCACCAACAUUGUUAUUGGAUAUGCAGGGUGUGCAGGCUUUUGUUUUGCCCAGUAGUUAAACACACCUACUUCAGCCAACAAACUUUAGUCUUUUGAUUAGUUCAAAUCCAAAUUAAAUCAAACUUUAGUUAAAGAGGCUAAAGUUUCAAAGUUUAUUUUGCACAUGAUACAGCAGGUGUAAAACAGAGUGAAAUGCUUACUUGCAAGCUCUUUCCCAGCAAUGCACUAUGAAUCAUGGGUAUCGGGUCCAGGAACAAGAUUGGUGACCUGACCUCUGUCAUAAAUCAAGUGACAAAGGAGGGAUGUUUAGAAAAGACUUGCCUGAAACCUGUUGGUUGUGUGUAAUGUUAUUUUCUUUAAGCUAAUUGACGAGUGGCCGUUUGAUUUGUUCCCAGGUUGCCUGGAGAUAGCCGAGGAGUUCCGCUCGCAGGAGAUCGAUGGCCAGUCCUUGCUGCUGUUGAAAGAGGACCACCUCAUGGGCACCAUGAACAUUAAACUGGGGCCUGCGCUCAAGAUCUUUGCCCAGAUCAGUAUGCUGAGAGACUCGUAGCCCCUCUCUGGAGUCGCUAAACACUGCAGGAAAAGACAAUGUUCUCUGGACCCCUCAACUCUGACCAUGCUCAAGCCUCCCACUGUGGCAGGUGGGUUCCAGGGUGGUGGCGGAUGGACGAAGGGUGUGUCUCUGUCCCAUAGAAGAUGAUUGUCUAUAGGAUAUUGACAGCGCUAUCGAAGUUUAGAGCUUUGACUCUGUGGACGUCUCCUAUGCCAUGCAGGAACCGUUAGCUACUGUAUGAGUUGUACUGUGGAUGGUAUACUAUGCACAAGUAGCUCACCCAGCCAGACUCCAAGUGGACAACAAGGUGGUACUUUAGUUCAGAAAUGCCAUAACUAGUAGUCAGUUUCUAAGAAUUGUGAGAUAGUUGCAUCGUAUAACUUUUCCAUAGAUAAUAUAUUUUUGGUUCUUGACUGGAAGUUGUUGUUUAGGGCAUUUUGGUCUUGGCGGAAAGUGGUUGAAUACCUGCCUAGGACUGUAUUUUACAGUUCAUGCCUUGAAUAGGAUGUAAUUAAGUAUUUUUUAAAAUAUAUAAAUUCAACAAAAUAUCCUAAGACAUUAUUGCAUCCUUGUUUUCUUUUUAAAAGAUCCAGUGUUUUGAGGAUUGCAAAUUGGAAUAACUUUGUUCACUUUCUCAAUUUGCACCUCAUUUAUUGUCCUGUCAAUAUUCUUUCUACUUCUGUGAAGGCCAUUUUCAAAGGGACAAGUUGUAACAAUAUGUAAUAGUCUGUCCUAACUGACCUCAAAGUAGUGUCCCUGGCCUCCAGAAAUCGUGACUAAUGGCAAUGGAUUUACUGUUUAUUAACUUGGUGUGAAAGCAAGAAAAAGUAACUGUCAUUCCAAGUUUGUAUUAUUUCAUGUGAUGUACUACUAGAGGUUUAAUUUGGCAGGAACAUUGUGGAGGGACGUUCAGGUUCCCUCACCUGGGGCCUCAUGUACAAAGACUUGCGUUGAAUUCAUACUAAAACAUUGCGUACGGACAAAGCCAUAAAUG